AAUAAUUUUUCGGCAGUGUUAAGUUGUGCGUAGUUGUUCGUCAAUAUUUUAAUUGUUUAAAAUGUCUGAACAGUUAAUUAAUGAUGUGUUGCUUCACUUCGUAUACGACGAUACUACCCGGAAAGCUGAAUGCAAUAUAUGCAGAAGGUUAUACCAAGCAACCAGUGCAAAUUUAAAAAGACAUUUGAAACACACACCGUUGCCAACGAUAACUGGAGAAGAUUGGACCUUUUAUGUUCAAUUACGUGAAAUAUUAGGACCCUUAAAACAGGUAACAGACACUAUGAUAGGCGAAAAAUAUUUUCCAGGUAGUUAUGUGAUAGUGAUUACAAGAUGUAUAAGUAAAUUGUUACAAAGAUUUUUCAGCAGAGAUGACUUAUUACCCCUUUCUAGAGAGAUUAUAUUAUUACUCCAAUCAGGACUAGUUGAUCACUUCGAACAAAUUGAACGAAAUGAAACGUUAGCAUUGUGUACUUUUUUGGAUCCUCGCUUUAAAAUGGUACCUUUCGAUGAUCAAAAUGAGGCUGAAAAAACAAAAGAAAGAGUCACGAAUAUGGUAGCAGCGUUGAUCGCCGAAUCGGAGAACACAAAUGCCCUUUCAAAACCAUCUGAUACUGACGAUGUUACCUUAGAAUGUGAUAGUUUAUGGGAUUCUUUUGACGAAGCGAUAAAAAGCUCUACAUUAACGCCAUUAUCAAGAGCGACCCACGAGAUAGAUAUGUAUCUCUUUGAAAAUCACUUACGACGUAAAGACCAAUUCGGCAAGCUUAACUGUCCAUUAGAAUGGUGGAAAAAUCGACAAACUGUAUACCCCAAUCUAAGCAAAAUAUUUAUUAACAACUGUAACAUAGUAGCUACAUCUGGACCUUGUGAACUAAUGUUUUCUGAAACAGGACCAAUAAUUAAUCAAAGACGUACAAGGCUGACCAAUAUUAAAAUGGAGCAAAUAAUGUUCCUUAAUGUAAAUUCACCUGAAGCGCGUUUCCAGGAAUACGACAAGAGUUAA
Papilio polytes (common Mormon) is the source of this 1006-nucleotide messenger RNA. RefSeq lists its product as uncharacterized. Gene Ontology annotation, molecular function: protein dimerization activity; DNA binding. The transcript is spliced from 2 exons. Bases 62 to 1006 code for a protein of 314 amino acids. The record is from RefSeq and is a predicted model, not a curated record. NCBI's taxonomy places the organism in Eukaryota, Metazoa, Arthropoda, Insecta, Lepidoptera, Papilionidae.